AUGAAUGUGGAUUCUAGCAACCCGGAUGAGUCGUUGAUUCGCCCUCUGCCUGCAUACAUCACCAAUCAGCUCACAUCUCUGGUCAACCGAGAUGGAAUUUCAGCGCUUUUGGCCGAGCUCACUACUAAUUUUGGCUCUCAAUCCUCAAGUCACGAGUUCCGAAGCGCAAGCUUGCUAUCCGGGUACAUUCUCACUCUUCUCCGUUGUUUCCCAAGUCAGGGCGAUGAUAUCCGUAUGCGCCUAUUCCUAGGAGAUGUGAGCACGAGCUUGGGAAGUUUGCCGACAAUCCAAUUUCUUUGGCAGGCUAUGAGCCAGACCACCAUUUACAAGCAGAUUUUGCAAAAUUCGGCAUCGGUACAAGUUCUGCUACGAGACUACUUGUCAAAGUCGUCAAAGUCAAGUGACUCGCAUGAGCAAGAAUGGAGACUAGUCCUUCUCUUCCUCGAGCUUUACAUUUUUAUUCUACGAUUGAGCGACGACGAAGAUUUCUUCAGUGGUAUCUUCCCUGAUAUAAUGCAAACCGAGGGACCAACGUCUCGUCUGCGAGCAUGCGGACUUUCUCUCAAUGAGGUGAAGAACUUAACCAUUGUGCUCAAGCACCUAGCUUUCACGCUACAUUACAACGCCGCGGACAUUAUACAAGGCAUCCAACAUUCCGAGCCGAUCUCGAUGACGCAGCUUGAGUCGUAUUUUGGAAGCGGCAGUAGUACCGCUAAAACUUCGAAGGAGGUCCGAAGCCAAGACUCAAGAGCCAACGCGGCUGACACUAGACUUGACCUUGGUAGCCUGCGUAGUAUUGUGACCACGGCAUUGCGACUUCUAUACGAACGAGAUUCUCGACGGCCAUUUUUGCCCCGAGACCACUGGCUCAUGACAUCGAAGUUUGAUAUGGAGGGUUUCGUCAGUGCUGUUGUCGCUGAACAAGAACGACAGAACGAAGUCUCCGACUCUAGUGACGACGAAGACGGCGAGGUUGACGAAGAUGCGAACAUGGGUGGGCUGCAUAGCGGCAUUAUUCACACCGUGGCUGGACAGCGAGUAUCACGACAUGCACAAAUUGAGAAGCUUCGGGCUCAACAACGCAAAGCACAGAGGGAUCGUCUGCUCGCCGUGAUCGGGCCAAAGCUGGAGAUUCUGAGACAUAUGCCAUUUGUGAUUCCAUUCGAUACCCGUGUCCAGAUUUUCCGCCAAUUUGUCUACCUUGACAAGCACAAGCGAAGGGAGGGUAUGGAUGCUGAUCAGUGGAGAAUGACGAUGCUUCACAAUCCUCUGCGCUCCCCUGGACGCAGUCCAGCUGGGCGACAUCAUGGCAAGAUCAGGAGAGGCCAAGUGUUCAAGGAUGCCUUUGAGCAAUUCUAUGAGCUUGGCGAAGGCCUCAAAGAACCCAUACAGAUCCAAUUUGUCGACCAAUUCGAUACGGUCGAAGCUGGCAUCGAUGGUGGGGGAGUUACGAAAGAAUUCCUCACAAGCGUCACGACAGAAGCGUUCGGGCCAAGGGAUGGCAUUUCGCUUUUCGCGGCCAACAGCAAGGGGCUCUUAUACCCCAAUCCGACUGCGAUGGACGAGCUCAAGCAGAUAUUGAAGCGAGGUGGAGUUCCAGAGCGCACGGCCGAAUGGCAAGACCAAGUCCAGAGUCUACUCCGCCAGUUCGAGUUCCUUGGCCGGAUCGUAGGCAAGUGCAUGUACGAAGGGAUUCUGGUCGACAUUGCGUUUGCUGGCUUCUUUCUCUUGAAAUGGAUCUCGGGCCAGACUGGAGAGAAUAGCUACAGGGGCAAUGUGAACGACCUCAGGGACCUCGAUGAGGAGCUGUACCAGGGCAUGUUGCGCCUCAAGAACCACAACGGGAAUGUUGCGGAUUGGGCAUUGGACUUCACGCUUAAUGAUCAGGUGUCUUUGCCAGGGGAACCUGUUCGCACUGUCACGCGGAAUCUGAUCCCAAAUGGUGAGAAUGUUACCGUUACCAACGAUAACCGCCUCCUCUACAUUUCCUACGUUGCCCGUCACCGCCUCGUCGCCCAACCUGCACAGCAGACGGCCGCGUUCCUUCGAGGUCUUCGUUCGAUCAUUGCGCCUGCAUGGCUUUCGAUGUUCAACCAAAACGAGUUGCAACGCCUGGUAGGCGGCGACAGCUCUGAAAUCGACAUUGAAGAUCUGCGUCAGAACACGGUCUACUCAGGCUUGUACGAGAUCGGAGACGACGGACUGGAGCACCCCACGGUGCAGCUGUUCUGGAAAGUCAUGGCCAAUUUCUCCGACCGGGAGCGGCGAGACGUGCUCAAAUACGUUACGAGUACGCCACGAGCACCAUUGUUAGGUUUCUCCCAGCUGAGCCCGCGGUUCAGUAUCAGGGAUGGAGGAGAGGAUCAGGAAAGACUGCCCAGUACCAGCACGUGUGUCAACCUACUGAAGCUGCCGCGCUAUAAGAAUCAGGAGACUCUCAGACAGAAGCUGCUUUAUGCGGUCUCUUCGGGAGCUGGCUUCGAUCUCAGCUGA
Messenger RNA from Colletotrichum fioriniae, 2493 nucleotides. Lineage: Eukaryota; Fungi; Ascomycota; Sordariomycetes; Glomerellales; Glomerellaceae. The record is from RefSeq and is a predicted model, not a curated record.